AUGUCGGACCCAUUAUGUUGGAAUGAGACGGGUGAAAAGAAACUUCUAAGCCCUGAGAUUGUACAGGCGACAGUGGACAAGGUCAAUAUUAUAUGGGCGAAUUUGAAAGCAGCACAAGACAGGCAAAAAAGCUAUGCGGAUGUGCGUAGGAAGGAUUUCAAGUUUGAGGUUAGUGAUCGAGUAUUCUUAAGGCUCUCUCCUUGGAAAGGUGUAGUACGUUUUGGAAAACGAAGGAAGUUAAGUCCUCGCUACAUUGGACCGUAUGAGAUGGUAAAGAGGAUAGGUCCAGUGGCUUAUAGGAUGGACUUGUCGGAGGAGCUUUCUCGAGUCCAUGAUGUUUUUCACAUCUCCAUGCUCCGCAAGUAUAUCUCAGACCCAUCACAUGUGAUGGAGACACCGGAGAUUGAAUUUAGGGAUGACUUGUCUUAUGAGAAGCAACCAGUGCAGAUUUUAGGAAGGGAAAAGAAAAGGCUUUGCAACAAGACUAUAGCUUUGGUGAAGGUUCGUUGGAGAAACCAAAUUGUCGAGGAGGCGACUUGGGAUCGAGAGGAUCAAAUGCGGAGUCAGUAUCCUUACUUCUUCCAAAACUAA
Ziziphus jujuba (common jujube) is the source of this 591-nucleotide messenger RNA. RefSeq lists its product as uncharacterized. The coding region runs from base 1 to 591 and encodes 196 amino acids. The record is from RefSeq and is a predicted model, not a curated record. Lineage: Eukaryota; Viridiplantae; Streptophyta; Magnoliopsida; Rosales; Rhamnaceae. The transcript has a single exon.